This is a messenger RNA of Mercurialis annua (annual mercury), 951 nucleotides long. RefSeq lists its product as uncharacterized. Bases 1 to 951 code for a protein of 316 amino acids. Lineage: Eukaryota; Viridiplantae; Streptophyta; Magnoliopsida; Malpighiales; Euphorbiaceae. The transcript is spliced from 3 exons. The record is from RefSeq and is a predicted model, not a curated record.
AUGGCACCUGAAGGAGGAGAUAAAAAAGCUAAUAAAAAGAGGACCCCUUUCCCAGUUUGUGAAAAGGGACACCGAAGCCAAGUAGAAAGAAAGAGGGAACGGAAAGAAGAAGGUCCCCGAAGACCCAGGCCGGAGCCGGCAGGCGUGGUCAAUAUCGACGGUCAUGGCUUGUCGCUGCCCCAUGAGGACGCCCUAGUGGUAAAAGGACGGCUUAAUAACUUCGAAGUAUCCAGGAUGCUGGUGGACACCGGAAGCUCAGUCAACAUGAUCAUAAUGGAGGUGUUUAAUAGUGUCGGGCUAAAAAAGGAGAAUUUGACAAGGGUAUCAACCCCAUUGGAGGGACUCGGCUGCAAAUCCAGAGUGGAAGGAUCGUUGGAAAUAGAUGUCCAAUUGGGGGACGGCGAUGUCUAUAAAGAAGCGAAGCGGAAGUCAGAGGAUGCCAAAAAUCAGCUAGAGAAGCAUACUCACAGCUCUCAGAAAAGUUCAUAUAACACUACCGGUGUUGACAGUGGAACCUCCGGGGAAGAUAGAAAGGGCAGAACAUUAUGGGCGUACCUCGAAGAUAGAGUUGUCUCCAGGAAAAGAAAUAGUGGUGGAAGACGAGCUAGAGAUAGGAAUCAAACAAUCUCUGACAAAAAAUCUCAAAACCCUCAAAGAUUCAUUUGCCUGGACUACAGACGAACUGGUAAGAGUAAAUCCAGAAGUCAUAUGCCAUCGAUUAAAUUCGCCACAGAUUCGAAACCCGUGGUGCAAAAGAAGAGAAGACACUCACCGGAAAAACAGCUAGCCGUUGCAGAAGACAUCACUAAGCUAAAAAAAGCAAAUGUGAUCAAAGAUGCAUACUAUCCUCGAUGGGUGGCAAACGUAGUAAUGGUGAAGAAGUCCAAUGGAACUUACCGAAUGUGCGUAGACUUCACAGAUCUAAACCGCUGCCAAGUAUCGAUCAACUAG